AUGGUUACAGACGACAUGGGCGAGCUGUACACAUCGCCAUCCUUCCACCAGAUCUCUCCGCUCACCCGGAGCCGCAGCGAUGUCAGAUCACAAGCCCUAAAACGAUCGAACUCCUAUGCCGGGCUAAUCCGAAUGCCCUCAACAUUGACAGUCCCUCAAUACGGUUAUGGCGGCGGCUUCAUGGCUCGUUCGCUGUCCCGUUCGGGCUCAACAAUGUUUGGGCGUACGUUGACGGCCUCGGCAUUGACGAAAACUGCGCCGUUUACGAAUGUUGGCGUGCAGAGGAGCACCCCGCAUUAUCACGACAAAUAUCCCUAUGUUCGUUAUUCUUAUGGCAAUCCAUUGACCCCCGGUGAUGUAAGAAGGGAAUCUGAUCAGCUAUAUCGUUAUUCGACCGGCUUAAGCAACUUGAACAGCAAGCGUCUCUCGGAAGGCCGAACAACUACAUUUUCCAGCCUCUACAAAAAACCGAACUACUACAAUUCCAGGAUGGAACGGCCAGUAGCGCCGGUGCGGACCUAUGUGAGGUAUAUGCCAACCGAUGAUGCGGUCGACUUGUUCAAGAAGGGAUGCAUGAAUGUGAGCACGUUGUCGAAAUAUUGGCUCUCAUCCGGCCCGAACUAUUCCUCUCGUGGAGAGUAUGAUUUGAAUAUGAGCACCAACUACGCUGGACGAGGGCAGUACUACCGAAAUCAUAGCUUCAACACGGCUCGCUCGUUUGCCAGCCGCCUCUACUCCCGAGUUUAU
Molecule: messenger RNA, 747 nt
Organism: Mesorhabditis spiculigera
Lineage: Eukaryota; Metazoa; Nematoda; Chromadorea; Rhabditida; Rhabditidae
Source: the annotation of a GenBank genome assembly